Molecule: messenger RNA, 1245 nt
Organism: Cladophialophora psammophila CBS 110553
Lineage: Eukaryota; Fungi; Ascomycota; Eurotiomycetes; Chaetothyriales; Herpotrichiellaceae
Exons: 1
Coding region: 1-1245 (414 amino acids)
Biological process (GO): positive regulation of transcription by RNA polymerase II
Cellular component (GO): nucleus
Molecular function (GO): DNA-binding transcription factor activity; transcription cis-regulatory region binding
Source: RefSeq, a predicted model, not a curated record
AUGAUCCAUGGCAUCGAAACUGCUCUAGAGCACGAACUCUUUCACCAUUACAUCAACUUUGUGCCCCAAGCCUUCUCCCUGGCCACCAUUCGAAGCGCUCCGUUUCACUCUAUUUUGAUCCCACAGGUUCUUCGCGAUCGAGGGCUAUUGUAUACACUGCUCAGCAUUGCCGCAACCCAUCUGCUGAACCUAGACUAUUCCGACAUGAGCGAACCACGACAGAGAUCAAUCAAGAGCACACGAUGGCAAUUGCGUGGCAAAGCUCUGAAAUGCCACGUGGAGAAAGUGGCGGCUGUGUCAGUGCUGGCUGUGUCAGUGCCGGCGUUUUCGGAUUCGAGCGUCCAAGUCAAAUUAGAUGUUGCUUUGGCGAGCACUCUUAUGCUUCUACAACUGGACUGCCUUGACAGUGGCAAGGACGGCCAUUGGCGUCUUCACUUGUUCGCCGCAUCAGAGCUUGCUCGUCAACGGGUCAAGGAAGGUUGGAGCAACAUGGACGCUGACGGAACACCCACAAACUCGAGAGACGACAAGACUGUGGUCCGUUUCUUCCUCGAUUUAUAUCGCUACGACGAUGUGCUCGCUUGCGUAACGCUCGACGAACACCCGUGCCCGAUCGACCCGGUCUCCUCGUCCGAGAAAACCGGGAGCUACAGUCCUCUGCCUCAAACUUAUCAUAGCUUACUCUCUAUUUUGACGCAGAUUGUGGAACUUCGCCGGCGGGCUCUGCCCGAGCUGUCGUUGGACCAAACCUCUUUUGACCGAAAUCUCGCAGAUGUAAACACCGAUGAAUUCACGAAAAGUUUGGAGCUUUGUACACUGAUUCAAAACUGGAAGAUCAAGCCCGAUUCACAAGGAGACAUGAUCCUAGGCGAAGUUUACCGUCGGGCCUGCUUUAUCUUUCUUUAUCUCACCACUUAUCCGUACGACAUCGCUGAUGCAAAGGUCAAAUGUGCUCUCGAAGAAGGGCUGGCACAUCUGGAUCUUCUUGCCUCACAUGAAAUUGCUCUUAAAUGCGCGACCUUUCCGCUCUUUAUCUUUGGCAUAGCAGCCUUGCAGCAUGACCAACAAGACAUGGUUACCAAGGUUCUCGACCUUAGUUUCCGUCAGUCCGGCAUUGGCAACGUCAAGGAAGUCCUCACUUUUCUCAAAGAAUGGCGGAUUCGAGGAUACGACCAGAAUAAUCUGACUUUUUGGCUGUGGGAGGACGAGAUCAGAGCCAGACAGAUGUAUCUGUUUCUGGUGUGA